ACAAACCUUGAAAAUAGCAAAAUAAAAAGUAUGCUUGCGUAUAGGAAUGUCACUUUUCUUGUGUUUAAAAUUGGUCAUCUUUUACGUUAAAAUAGAAACUGCUCAGCUUGAUAAUUGCCUAUUUCAUAAGAUUUUUGUGUAUAUUUUUGAUAUAGCAAAUAACUUAGUAUCCCUUGGUUUUAAUAUCAACCUUAGCUUUUAAUUCUGAAAACUUCGAAAUGGCACAGAGCAACUUUAAUCCAUAUGAAAAUCGAAAUGUGGAAUCACCAUUAUCCAAUUGCGAUGCUUUAACCUCGCUGAUGAAGUGCGUCGUUGGCACUGGGAUUUUGGCCUUGCCCCUCGCCUUUCACUACGCUGGUUUUAUUGCUGGCGCCGUUCUGACUGCCUGUUGCACCGCCCUACUUGUUUAUGAAAUGCAACUACUAGUAGGCAAAAUUUCGUGUAUGGUCGAGAGCAGUCGCCGCAAUAGUGUUGGUUAUAUGACAUUUCCCGAGACAGUAGAGUAUUCCUUCAGUGUGGGGCCGAAGUGUUGUCGAUGUAUAUCCAAAGUAGUCGGUUUUUUUAUAGAUGGUAUUCUGGCAUUUUCACACUAUGGUGUUUGUGUAGUGUAUAUCGUGUUUGUGGCCUUAAAUAUCAAACAGCUUUUAGACUCAGUGUGGCCUAAUUAUCUGGUACCUACAAAUAUGCUUGCGACUAUUCUGCUCUAUGUGGGAUUCGCGUGCAUCUUGUAUUACUUUUGUAUAGGCUUACCCUCCCUGGGUGAACGAGACCUGUUUAAAUAUGACCUGGCCUUAUUUUUUGGCAUUGUAUUGUUUGCUGUUUCCUCGGUGGGUGUGAUGUUGGCUAUAGAGCAAAAAAUGGCUAAGCCCGCCCAGUAUUUGGGCUGGUGUGGUGUUUUAUCCCGCGGCGGUAUCUUUGUAACCGUCACAUAUAUUCUUUUUGGGUCUUUUGGCUACUGGCGCUAUGGUGAUAAGGUGGAAGGUAGUAUCACUUUAAAUGUGCCAACCGAGGAACUCCUUGCGAAGUUUAUCAAGGUGUUUAUAUCAGUUGCUGUUUUUCUUACAUAUCCUUUGAGCGGCUAUGUUCCCAUCGACAUUAUCAUGAAUCAUUAUCUGAAAAAGAAUCGCGAACUGAAGCAUCCCCAUAUGAUUGAGUACAUAAUACGCACUGCUUUCGUAAUUGUAUGCACAUUGAAUGCCAUUGCUUUUCCCAAUUUGGCUCCGCUCUUGGCUUUGGUUGGUGCAUUUUCUAUAUCCAUACUUAAUAUAAUUGCCCCAUGCUGCAUUGAGCUAUGCCUGUUCUAUGACGAUACGUAUGGGAAGUUGAAAUGGAAGCUUUGGAAGAAUAUAGUUAUUAUUUUAUUUGGCACCCUUGUUUUAGUAUACGGAAGCUAUCGCGCAAUGGUUGAUAUAAUCAGAGAGUAUGGUGGCAAGACAGCUUCUACAAAAGUAAGAGUCGAAACUCCAGAGGUGGCACUCUGGGUAACCUGGCGGACUCUGGCAUGUGGCAUGUGGCAUGUAGCUGGCAACCUGCUUGAAACUGCGGCCCCACUCAGCAGCGUCAGCGGCAGCGGCACAAGCACAGCCUGUUUGUCUGGCAGUCGUCUUCAGGCCCACUUAACGAUGCUCCGGAAUUUAUGCCGAUAUGGUAAUGCAUCUGCGCUGGGGCCGCUGGUGCUGCUGGUGCUGCUGGGGCGGCCCGCCGCUUGCCUCAUUAUGCCAUUGAUGGACUGCAGUUGA
Drosophila montana is the source of this 1739-nucleotide messenger RNA. Its product is annotated as glutamate transporter polyphemus-like. Gene Ontology annotation, biological process: amino acid transmembrane transport. The transcript is spliced from 8 exons. NCBI's taxonomy places the organism in Eukaryota, Metazoa, Arthropoda, Insecta, Diptera, Drosophilidae. The coding region runs from base 219 to 1739 and encodes 506 amino acids. The record is from RefSeq and is a predicted model, not a curated record. Gene Ontology annotation, molecular function: L-amino acid transmembrane transporter activity.